Molecule: messenger RNA, 609 nt
Organism: Strongyloides ratti
Lineage: Eukaryota; Metazoa; Nematoda; Chromadorea; Rhabditida; Strongyloididae
Product: Sulfotransferase family-containing protein
Exons: 3
Coding region: 1-609 (202 amino acids)
Biological process (GO): positive regulation of response to oxidative stress
Cellular component (GO): membrane
Molecular function (GO): chondroitin 4-sulfotransferase activity
Source: RefSeq, a predicted model, not a curated record
AUGGAACAAAAAAUAAUUUAUUUAGAUUUGUUUAUUUUGACAUUUUUUAUUCUAAGUUUUUAUGGAAUUUCAAGGUUAGAAACUAAAACUAAUUUAUUUAUUAAAACUGUUCAAAAUGAAGCAAUAGAUUUAUUAUAUGAUCCUAUUGUUAGUCCUCAUAAUAUGGCUUAUUCUUAUGUAAUAAAAGAGUAUAAUAAAAAAAUUGCUUAUUGUGUAUUACCAAAAAAUUUAAGUACUAAGAUAAAAAAAUUUAUGGAAAAAUUAAAGAAUUCUAAAAUUAUUUAUAAUAAAAAUUAUAAAAAUGAUUCUGAUUUUGUAAAUAAUAAAACAUAUGAGUCUGUAUCAUAUAAUAAAAAAAAUGAAAUAAUUGUAAAUAAUGAAGAUUGGUUUUGGUUUACAAUUCAAAGAAAUCCUGUAGAAAGAUUUAUAUCAUCAUUUGUUGAUAAAUGUAUUAAUGAAGGAUCCCAAAAAAAAUUUGGCUAUGAAACUUGUUAUGGUUGCCAUAAUGAUAUUCAUUGUCUACUUUCUAUUCAAUUAAUGAGAGCACGUUUAUUAAUAAGAAAUUCAUCUUAUAUUGAAGAAUCAUAUGGAAAAAGAAAAUAUUCUUAA